Cucurbita pepo subsp. pepo (vegetable marrow) is the source of this 1995-nucleotide messenger RNA. The record is from RefSeq and is a predicted model, not a curated record. Lineage: Eukaryota; Viridiplantae; Streptophyta; Magnoliopsida; Cucurbitales; Cucurbitaceae.
UUCAACCUUCUCCCUUUUCCCUUCUCCUUUGCUCUCUGAAUCUCUCCCGCUUUCCUCCAUUUUCUCAGCAUCCAAACACCAUCACAGAUCUCUUCCCUUACCUUCUUCAAAUUCUUCUUCGAUUUCCAUCGAUUUCCCCCAAUUCGCAACACUCAAGGAGCUCACUGGAUCUUGGCCUCUCCGUCUCUUCAACGCUGCUCCAUGUCGGGUUCUCCAGCUCCCAACUCCUCUGGCCACCCGCCGGAGCAGAUCAUGCUCUCUCUUAAACGCCACCUCCCUUUCUCUUCUAUCAAACCACCAUUUGCAUCUCCUGGGGACUAUCACCGCUUUGCCCUCGACUCUCCACUCGUCGAUCAACAACUUGACUCUAUCGUAGUCAAAUCUCCGCAAUUGAAGCGGAAGAGUGAGGCAGCAGAUUAUGAAGCUGAGUCAACUGAUAGAGCAGCUGGUCCUAGAUUUACUGAAGUAGUUAACAGUUCCCAUCAAACACCUGUAUCUGUAAAAGGAGGAAAGGGAAACAAAUCAAGGCUAACCAAAUGCAGUAGAUCAGGGCCACAGACUCCCAUGUCAAAUGUUGGUUCACCUUAUGCAAACAAUCUUACUCCAGUUGGUCCAUGCCGUUAUGAUAGUUCUCUUGGUCUCUUGACAAAGAAGUUUAUUAAUCUGAUCAAACAAGCGGAAGAUGGUAUUCUUGAUCUAAAUAAAGCAGCCGACACGUUGGAGGUACAAAAAAGACGAAUAUAUGACAUAACAAAUGUCCUUGAAGGAAUUGGUCUCAUAGAAAAGAAGCUUAAGAACAGAAUUCAGUGGAAGGGGCUUGACGUCUCAAGAUCAGGGGAUGUUGAUGACAACUAUGCUGGUCUACAGUUACAUGUGCAGGCGGAAGUAGAGAACCUUUCCAUGGAGGAGAAUGGAUUAGAUGAACAAAUAAGAGAGAUGCAGGAAAGAUUAAGAGACCUCAGUGAAGAGGAGAACAACCAAAGGUGGUUAUUUGUAACCGAGGAAGACAUCAAGGAGUUGCCGUGUUUCCAGAAUGAAACUCUUAUAGCUAUUAAGGCUCCCCAUGGAACCACUUUAGAAGUUCCAGAUCCUGAUGAGGCUGUUGACUACCCCCAAAGGAGGUAUAGGAUAGUCCUCAGAAGCACCAUGGGCCCCAUUGAUGUUUACCUUGUCAGUCAGUUUGAAGAGAAGUUUGAGGAGAUAAAUGGUGUGGAAGUGUCCCCAAGCUUGCCGUCAAGUUCUGGGUUUAAUGAAACACCUGCAGCAACGCUAGUAACGGAUGAUACCAGGGGAAAGGAAGUUGAAACACGGGAGCAAGAUGUAAAUAGAAUGUGCUCUGAUCUAAAUGCUUCGCAGGACUUCGUGGGUGGAAUUAUGAAAAUUGUUCCCUCGGCGGUAGAUAGUGAUGCUGAUUACUGGCUCUUGUCUGAUGCUGAUGUUAGCAUCACUGACAUGUGGAGAACUGAACCUGGCGUUGAGUGGAAUGAGCUGAGUACAUUUCAUGAAGAUUACAGUAUUGAUAAUGUCAGCACACCCCAAGCCCAGAAUCCACCUUCCAAUAAUUCACCUGAUGCGCCUUCUGCUAAUCCUUCUAGCAGUUAAAACUGUAAAGAGGAUUCAUUGAGAUAAAUCCGAUGAUCGAUGCUACGACCAAGCAAGAACUUGUAUGAUGUAUGAUCCUCGCGAUCCUUCCUUAUGGUGCAGGAACUGGAACCUAUGAUCUCGGAUCCUGGAGAAGCUCCUCUACCCAAAUGCUAGAGUGGAAACCGAUGGGAAGGGCGCCUGUGUACAGUUUAGUAUUAGAAAUGUAUAGUAAAUAAGUCAUUUUCAUAUUGUACAAUUCUUUGUUUCAUGGUAAGAAUACCAGGACAUUCAUUUAAGUCACAGUUCACACGUCUCAUGUGCAAAGCUGUAACCCCCCACCUCACGAGUUGAAUUAUAUUUCCAGUUUCUGGUAUCUACAUAUACUUUUUAAUGGAUCAUUUCAGUUCCUAA